GUGUCCCAUGGGGACCCUGGGCCUUCUUCCCCAGCUCCUCUGUCUGCUCUGCCUAUUGCCUCUGUUCCACGUAGCCAGACCGGGCCAGGCGCCCAAGGACCAGGCCCUGUGGGCACUUCUGGAGCAGUACUGCCACAUGACUGUAGCACUCAUCCACCUCUCAGGUCCCUACACGGUGUGCAACACAACCCUGGACCAAAUCGGGACGUGCUGGCCGCAGAGCGCCGUCGGAACCCUGGUGGAGAGACCUUGCCCCGAGUACUUCAAUGGCAUCAAGUACAACACGAGCCGGAAUGCCUACCGAGAAUGCUUGGAGAAUGGCACAUGGGCCUCAAGGAUCAACUACUCACAGUGUGAGCCCAUUUUGGAUGACAAGAGCAAGUAUGACCUGCAUUAUCGCAUCGCCCUCGUUGUCAACUACCUGGGUCAUUGUGUUUCUGUGGCAGCCCUGGUGGCUGCCUUCCUGCUUUUCCUGGCCCUACGGAGCAUCCGUUGCCUACGCAAUGUCAUCCACUGGAACCUCAUCGCCACCUUCAUCCUGAGGAACAUCAUGUGGUUCCUGCUGCAGCUCAUUGACCACGAAGUGCACGAGAGCAACGAGGUCUGGUGCCGCUGCAUCACCACCAUCUUCAACUACUUUGUGCUCACCAACUUCUUCUGGAUGUUUGUGGAGGGCUGUUACCUGCACACAGCCAUCGUCAUGACCUACUCCACUGAGCGCCUGCGCAAGCGCCUCUUCCUCCUCAUCGGAUGGUGUGUCCCCUGUCCCAUCAUCAUCACCUGGGCAGUUGGCAAACUCUUCUAUGAGAAUGAACAGUGCUGGUUUGGCAAGGAGCCUGGUGACCUGGUGGACUACAUCUACCAGGGACCCAUCAUCCUCGUGCUCCUGAUCAAUUUUAUAUUUCUGUUCAACAUCGUCAGGAUCCUGAUGACGAAAUUAAGAGCAUCCACCACAUCUGAGACAAUCCAGUACAGGAAGGCGGUGAAGGCCGCCCUGGUUCUCUUGCCCCUGCUGGGCAUCACAUACAUGCUCUUCUUCGUCAGUCCUGGAGAGGACGACUUGUCACAGAUCGUGUUCAUCUAUUUCAACUCCUUCCUGCAGUCCUUCCAGGGUUUCUUUGUGUCUGUCUUCUACUGCUUCUUCAAUGGAGAGGUACGGUCAGCCCUGCGGAAGCGGUGGCACCGCUGGCAAGACCACCACUCCCUCCGAGUGCCUGUAGCCCGAGCCAUGUCCAUCCCCACAUCGCCCACCAGGAGUAGCUUCCACAGCAUCAAGCAGACAGCGGCUAUGUGACCCUGUCACCCACCCGCUGACCACUCCCUCACCAUCGCGGCAGUCCCCCAUCCUCCUCCUUAGUCUUCCCCUGGCCUCCCUUGCUCACAGGCCCUGGCAGUACAGGAGAGGGGGGAAGAGACCAGCCCUCCGAUUAGACUGGGAAGUGGGUGCGGUCAUAGAAGGGGGCUCCAAGGGAUCAGGACUUGCUCUGGCUGCAAGCCUCCAAGCAAGAAGGAGCAGCAGUCAUUGCGGAAGCCCCAAGAAGAGCGGGUGUGAAAUGUUCACGCAUUUUCCCAUCCAGCCUCUCUUGUGGGAUCCUCACUGUGGCUCAGGGUAGGAACGGGCCUGCCCAGGCUCCACAGCCCUGUGAGGGUGGCCGUGCUUCCUGCCAUCAUCCACCUCCACACCCAGAGAGGCCCUCUCCAAGUGGAGGAGCCAAGGGUAAAUUCAGCUGGCUUCAGCCCAGGGGCUGGCAGAGAUGCUCUCCUCCUGGUGUCCAGCCCUGGCCAGGCUGUCCCUCAACUCCCUCACAGUUCUGUUGCCCCUAGUGCUCCAGGAAGGAAGCUGGUUUCCCCUCCUGGGAGACCUCUUUGCAGCCUGACGCUCAGAGGGGGAUGGGGCUGCAGUGGACAGGGAUGUGGCCAGCCAGUCACACUUGCAGUCCCAUCAGAUACCCAGAGGAGGAGCAGGGAGUAGGGUGGGGGUUGCCCAAACCAAAGUAGGACUGGUGAUUAGUCCCCAGCCUCCUCAGACUGGGCCUCAGCCUCCCUUUCAGAACCGACACCCGUCUGUGAAAUCAGCAAGGCAUCUGUGGAAAUGACUGACCUCAGGUCAAGCCUGUGGACCAAGGAUGGGGGCAAGAUGACGACGACACAGCUAUGUCCUUCCGUACAGAGACAUCAGCCCUGGUGAGGGCAGGCCUUGCUCUCUGACUGUUGUACUUUGGAGUCUUUGGGGUUAAGAUGAUUGCAGUUCCACCCCAGCCCCAGCCCCAACCCAU
Molecule: messenger RNA, 2276 nt
Organism: Jaculus jaculus (lesser Egyptian jerboa)
Lineage: Eukaryota; Metazoa; Chordata; Mammalia; Rodentia; Dipodidae
Gene: Crhr2
Product: corticotropin releasing hormone receptor 2
Exons: 13
Coding region: 8-1294 (428 amino acids)
Biological process (GO): long-term synaptic potentiation; adenylate cyclase-modulating G protein-coupled receptor signaling pathway; cell surface receptor signaling pathway
Cellular component (GO): plasma membrane; axon terminus; dendrite
Molecular function (GO): corticotrophin-releasing factor receptor activity; corticotropin-releasing hormone receptor activity; G protein-coupled peptide receptor activity
Source: RefSeq, a predicted model, not a curated record